UAGAAGUCCAAGAUUCAACAAUUGUCCUUAAAAGUCACCAAUUUGAGGCCAAAAGUUGGGCUACACUUAUUAUAUUGCUUCUAGAGGAGGCGAUCCGUCUACAGCGCACCCUCCUGCCGAUCCGCAGCGGAUUCUGCGACGCUCCAGCCCUGUUCCACUCUUCUGCGUCCCACGCCGCUUUUCAGACCGAUCUAGAUAAAAGAAAACAGGAAAACGGCAGCAUACCCGCACCAAGACUCCUUUGAAAGACGUAUUUCCUGCUGAUACUCUCUAAUCGAGACGGAGCGCUACUUACAGGCGCAGACCUCUGCCCUGACUGGGACGUCUGUUCACCUCCCGCUAUUCUGUGCUUGGCGUGCGGAUCCCACCUGCCCCUCGCUCAGCAGCGUGUCUGUCUCUGUCACCUGCAGGAUCAGCUCCGUCCCUCCUUCCAUCCAGGCUCCUUUUAUUUUGGCUUCAAUCAGCCUCUGCUGACACCUGCGCGCAGCAUUUGCGGAGCGCAAAUGCGCUCCGCCUCCUUAGACAACCGGCUUCAGCCCAGCUUGGAUUGUUAAAGGAGGAAAAUCAAAAAACAAAACAAUCCAAAUAUGCAAAGCACAGCAAAAAAUUAAAAUAAAAGAAAAACAUAAUCAUAUUUCCCCCUGCUUUUCCCUAUUUUCCCCUGGGAAUGUAGUGUUGGUGCGUGCAACACACGCACCAACACUACAUUCCCCACAAUGCAACGGUAGCCCGCGAAGUCACAGCAGCGCCAACAAGCGGCUUCAUUGUUCAUCAGCAGUCAGAGCAGAGAUCAACUUUCAGGUACCCCCCUCCUUAAAAAUGGCUAAACGCAAGGUGGAUGCUGAGAAUAGAGGGUUUCAAGCAAGGUGGGAGGCAGACUACAUGUUUACAGAGGUAAAAGGCAAACCUGUGUGUCUUCUGUGUGGAGAAAGUUUGGCUGUAAUGAAAGAAUAUAAUCUAAGAAGGCACUAUCAAACUUCUCAGAAACACACAGACAAAGACAAGAAUAUGAACACGGAACAAAGGCUACAGAAGGUGGAAGAAUUAAAACGAGGCCAUAAGUCCCGGCAGGCUAUGUUCACAUUUGCCAAAUCACAAAGCGAGGCUGCUGUCAAGGCUAGCUUUAUUGUGGCAAAAGAGGUCGCAAAAUCAGCCCGGCCCUUUACAGAAGGAGAGUUUAUCAAAAACUGUAUGCUCAAAGUUUGUGACGCAGUGUGCCCAGACAAAAGACAACUAUUUUCAAACGUGAGCUUGAGCAGAAACACCGUUGCUGAACGUGUAGACCAGCUUUCCACCAAUAUAAAAGAACAACUUGUGAGAAAGGCAAAAGAUUUCAUUGCAUAUUCUCUUGCUGUGGAUGAAAGCACGGAUACAUCUGACAUUGCCCAGCUGUCAGUUUUCAUCCGUGGAGUAGAUUCCAGCCUGAGCAUAACCGAAGAGUUUUUGGCAUUACAUCCUAUGCAUGGCACAACUACAGGGCAGGAUUUGUAUGAAGAGGUAUCCAGAUGUGUAACUGAGAUGGGGCUGCCUUGGGAAAAACUUGUGGGAUUAACCACAGACGAAGCACCCGCAAUGUGUGGGCACAGGAGUGGAUUGGUGGCAAGGAUCCGUGCGAGGAUGCGGGAGGAAAACGUUGCAGAUGAGCUGACAGCUUAUCACUGCAUCAUACACCAGGAGUCAUUGUGUGGGAAAGCCUUAAAAAUGGAACAUGUAAUGACCACCAUAACCCGAGCAGUUAACAUCAUCAGAGCCAAAGGUUUAAAUCACCACAAGUUCAAGGCAUUUCUGGGCGAGUUAGAGACAGAGUACGGUGAUUUACCGUAUCACACAGAGGUGCGAUGGCUAAGCCAGGGAAAGGUGCUGCAAAGAUGCUUCGAGCUGCGCGAGGAGAUCUGUCUGUUCAUGGAAAGCAAGGGGAAAGACACAACAGAGCUCCGAGAUGAAACUUUCCUGUGUGAAAUGGCAUUUCUCUGUGACAUCACGAGCCAUCUGAAUGUGAUGAAUCUGCAGCUGCAGGGACGGGGACGUGUCAUCUCUGAUAUGUACAGUACAGUGAAGGCCUUUAAAACCAAGCUGAGUCUGUGGGAGAUGCAGAUGAGGAAAGAAAACUUAAGCCACUUUUCCAGCUGCCAGACCAUAAAAGAGAAGCUUUCCACCGCUGUGUUCCCGAGUGUACAGUUUGCUGAUAAACUCAACCUACUUGCCGCCGACUUCCAACGCCGAUUUGCUGAUUUUGAACCCCAAAAAAGCAGGUUUCAACUGCUCAGCAAUCCUUUUGCAGUUGAUGUAGAAAGCGCACCACCAAAUCUACAAAUGGAGUUAAUUGAGCUCCAGUGCAAUGACACACUGAAGGAAAAAUAUGAGAGAGUGGGUGCUGCUGAGUUUGCACGUUUCAUCCCCGACACAAUGCCCCAGUUGCGCAUCCAAGCUGCUCGGACGCUCUCCAUGUUUGGCAGCACAUACCUGUGUGAACAACUAUUCUCUUUAAUGAAGCUAAACAAAACAUCACACAGGAGCCGUCUUACUCAUAAUCAUCUUCACUCAAUCCUGAGGAUUUCCUCAGCUCAGAGCCUAACCCCAAAUAUUGAGGAACUGGUACAAAAGAUGAGACAUCACCAAGUAUCAGGCUCAGCCUCAGACAAGUGA
This is a messenger RNA of Fundulus heteroclitus (mummichog), 2646 nucleotides long. RefSeq names its product general transcription factor II-I repeat domain-containing protein 2-like. NCBI's taxonomy places the organism in Eukaryota, Metazoa, Chordata, Actinopteri, Cyprinodontiformes, Fundulidae. The record is from RefSeq and is a predicted model, not a curated record. The transcript has a single exon. Bases 820 to 2646 code for a protein of 608 amino acids.